GUUCACUUUCUGAAUUUGCUAUUCUUUGAUUUGAAUUGGGCUACUCCAUGGAGAAACUGAAUUCGCCAGUAUUCUGGGAAGCUCAGUUUGGUGAUUUCUCCAAUGGUGCACAAGUGAUAUUCGACCAGUUUCUGAGUAGUGUAGCGACCAAAUGGCUCCGCCAAACUGGCCUUGUUGGUCUACUGUCUCAUCAUUAUGAUGGCAAGGUCCUGAACACUCCAUCUCCCGUCUUGAGCGCUUCCUUCAGAUUCUUGGCAUUGACAUUCUGGUUCCGUCGAGAUCGAUGAUGAAGAUGUCAGUGCCCAUGGAAGUGGCAAGCAGAUCACCAGGCAGAAGUUGAGGCGAUCAUCAGUUACUAGUAGUGGUAAUGAAGAAGCCAAGGCCAUGCAGCUGUUGGUGAUGGGCCCUGU
This is a messenger RNA of Triticum dicoccoides, 410 nucleotides long. Its product is annotated as 2-oxoglutarate dehydrogenase E1 component-like. Lineage: Eukaryota; Viridiplantae; Streptophyta; Magnoliopsida; Poales; Poaceae. The record is from RefSeq and is a predicted model, not a curated record. Gene Ontology annotation, biological process: tricarboxylic acid cycle. Gene Ontology annotation, molecular function: oxoglutarate dehydrogenase (succinyl-transferring) activity; thiamine pyrophosphate binding. Bases 48 to 287 code for a protein of 79 amino acids. Gene Ontology annotation, cellular component: oxoglutarate dehydrogenase complex; mitochondrion. The transcript has 2 exons.